AUGGACAGCUUCCGCAAGAUCGACAUUGACCAGUACGACGAGGAUGCUAUCACAAAUGAGGAGCUGGUAGAGCCAUAUCCCAGAUCGGCGGCGGAUGCGCUAGCGGAUGCCAAGGCAAAGUCGACCGAGGUCAGGUCAUUGAUCGGGAGGGGCGACACAGCAGGCGCAUUGACACUGGUCCUUUCGGACUACCCCUACGGACCCAACGUCGAAGAAGCAAAGCAAGUAACCCUCCACUCGCUCCUCGAGAUCGUCAACAGCACCAAAUCCAGCGACAUCCCCGCCGCCGUCAAAUCCCUCCACACCGACCACCGCGACGCCCUCAUGAAGUAUCUCUACAAGGGUCUCGAGCUCGGCGGUGAGGGUGAAGGCAUCAACUGUGCCGUCCUCCUCGGCUGGCACGAACGGUUGACCGAAGUCGCGGGAACAGGUUGCAUCGUCCGCGUCAUGGCCGACCGCCGAAGAGUCUAG
This is a messenger RNA of Pseudozyma hubeiensis SY62, 471 nucleotides long. RefSeq lists its product as hypothetical. Gene Ontology annotation, cellular component: actin cytoskeleton; Arp2/3 protein complex; cytoplasm. NCBI's taxonomy places the organism in Eukaryota, Fungi, Basidiomycota, Ustilaginomycetes, Ustilaginales, Ustilaginaceae. The coding region runs from base 1 to 471 and encodes 156 amino acids. Gene Ontology annotation, molecular function: actin filament binding. The record is from RefSeq and is a predicted model, not a curated record. The transcript has 4 exons. Gene Ontology annotation, biological process: regulation of actin filament polymerization; Arp2/3 complex-mediated actin nucleation.